AUGACACGAGAUAAUAAUUCACAACGAUCUACUUAUCAAAGACAAAUCAGUAAAUAUCGACAAGAACGUGAACGACUCGAGCCAAGACGAAGUGAAUUGCGUAGUCGACUGAGUCAAAUCGAUGAUAUGCUGGAAAACAUCAAUAAAGCACUCGACGAACGAAUACGAGACAGUAGUAGUCAAGAUCUGAUCAAGCCUAAUCGAGGAUUCAUCAUGUAUGGGCCUCCUGGUACGGGAAAGUCGGACAUUAUGAGUAACUUGUCAAGACGCAUGGGUAUCAGCAUGGUUGCACCACCAUUAGCUGCCGGUGAACUUAAUCGAUCGUUUGUCGGUGAGUCGGAACGGAUCAUUAACGAUAUAUGUAUGCGUUGUCAUCGUAUACCCUAUCUUAUGUGUUGUAUUUCAAUCGAUGAAAUCGAUGCGAUUGCACCCAAACGCACAAAUGAUACUAGCGAUGGAAAUGUAGCGAGAUUAAGUGUACUCUUGUCAGUUAUUGAUGGUAUCAAAGAUGUGCCUAAUCUAAUGAUUUUCUGCGCCACAAAUCGACUUAACAUGAUGGAUGAUGCUUUCCUGCGACGCAUGCAGGGCAAGUUCUUUGUUGGACGACCUUCUUCACAGGCAAGAAAAAGUAUCUUAUCCGGUAUCAAAACAUGGUAUAUGGAACCUGCACUUUUGGAAAAUUUAACAAUGGCUACGACUAACUUUAGUGGUGCAGCACUGCGGGCUCUUCGUCGUUUAAUCACUCUUCAUUGUGUCGAUAUGACACGGUCUGACCCAAAUUAUCAAAUUGAUUAUCGAACAGCACUUGAACUAACUAAUGAUAUUGCUCAACAAUAUCGCAUUUUUAUUGGAUCUGAAACAUUGCCCACACUCUUAUUACGCGCUUUGGAAGAUGAUCAAACAGCGCUUCUUGGUACAUUGCCAAAUAAAAAGAAUUCAGUUUAUACUGGUCGAAUUGUAAUCAAUCUUUCCAGACGUCAGAUUGAUGUCGAAGCUAUCUUAUCCCAUUCGACAGAUGAACAUGAAAAAAUUGUCUAUCAUGAACGUUUAACUGAUCGUGAAAUUGAUAUGCAAAAUUUACUGGAACGUUUGACUAUUUAUGGAAAAUCUCGUAAUGUUCAACUUCUUCAAUUGAUCGAUCUUAGUUUACUUUCAAUCGAAAGUGCCUAUGAUGAAAAACGAAAGUUUGAAAUCUUAACCGAACGAGUCGAUGAAUGUAGUAGCUAUCGACGAUCGAUGAUUGUAUACGAUUUAGAUUCACUUGUUGGUGUUAACAAAAGUGAAGGACAAUCAUCAACAGGUAAUUCAACAAAUGUUUCAUUGAUCAAUCAAGGUGUUUUUACAUUUGUUGGCGAUCGAUUUCAAAAGGCUCAUGUCGAUAAGGCAAGAUCGGAUGAAGAACAAGCACUUGUCAAAGAAAAUUGGGCAGUUGUUGUUGGUCGAGAUCCAUUUCUUUUACGACAGUUUUGUGAUUUUAUUCAAUUUACACGAACUGCAGAAGAACUUCAAGAAGAAGAAGAAAAUCGUCGUCGUCAAGAAGAAAAGAUCAAAUGUGUUAAAUGUAAUGAUUACUAUUUGGAACAGGACAACAAGAUGGGUGUAUGUGUACAUCAUGAUGGUUUUGUGUAUGAUAACAUCUCUGUUGGACUAGUUAAAUGUAGUCAAAGAUCGGCUGUUCAACAACUACUUAAAGAAGAAGCAUUAGCCGUCAACCAACCAACACAACGUGAACGUUUAGAACGAGCGAAACAACGUUUCAAAUUUGUUUGCUGUAAUCAGACGGUGAUCACUACCGGUAGUAUGGGUGGAUGUAAGAAAGGCCGUCAUGGCUUUGAAGAAAAUCGAACGAUCACAAUCAAUGAAUGGGAACGAAUGUGUGAUGAAAAUCGAGAGUAUUUACAGAAACGGGCAAAUCUUUUGGACGAUAGAGCAAAUACACGAAACAGUGUUCGAUCAGAAUAUCAAUAA
Rotaria sordida is the source of this 1968-nucleotide messenger RNA. Lineage: Eukaryota; Metazoa; Rotifera; Eurotatoria; Philodinida; Philodinidae. The record is from the annotation of a GenBank genome assembly.